GUUGCAUUGGCUGUGUGUCUAUUUGUGGUCAUUUGUUUUCUCUUGUGGUCACUUGUGUCUGUCCAGUUGUACAACGUGCUGCACUCUGGCUGAGGAUCACUCCAGGGUUUACAGUCACGCGGUUUUCCUAGUUUGGCCCUCACCGGCCGCCAUGCUGUUUCUAGUCAGGCGUGUCAGUGGACGCGGAGCAGUGUGUGUGUCCGGUGUGUACAGUGUGUGUGUGUGCAGUGUGUGUGUGCACAGUGUGUAACAUGAAGGACAGGUCCGACACCUCUGUUCUCUAUCAGAAAUGACCAAACUCACUCCGUCGCUAUUGGGCGGCAGCAGAUAAGGAACCACACGGUAUUCAAACAACACGCCUGUAGCUCCGUGUCGCUGUUAGCUGCCGUGUUGUUAUGUUGCGUGUCGCCUGUAGCUUCUGUGUGUGUCUGUGACUGUAACUACAGACCGUGUGUGUCCUCGUCAGUGAUGCGGUUUAACGAGAAGGAGCUGGUGUUUCUGAGCCGGCAGCCGUCAGAGAUGGCAGCUGAGCUGGGGAUGAGAGGACCCAAGAAAGGAGACGUUGUAAAGAGGAGGCUCGUGAAGCUCGUAGUUAACUUCCUCUUUUACUUCCGGACUGAUGAGGAGGAGCCGAUCGGAGCUCUGCUGCUGGAGCAGUGCAAGGUGGAGAGAGAGAACAGUCAGAGCUUCUCCAUAGCUUUCCUGGAUGAAGCAGAGAGGAAGUAUCUGUUCGAGUGUGACUCAGAGGAACAGUGUGGGGAGUGGAUCGACUGCAUCGUCAAAGCCAGUUACGAGUUCAUGAGGAAGAAUCUGAUAUUUUAUCGAACUGAAAUCCAUAGGCUCACUGGCAAGGACCCUCUGGAGCAGUAUGGUAUAUCAGAUGAGACACGCUUCCAGAUCAGCAACGGGCUGCAACUUACGCCUGGUGACACCUCCUCCCUUUAGACCAGCGUUCCGCCAUUCCAAAACUCAGUCCUCACUCGUGUUGAAGCCAUGACAUUACCACACACACUCAAGACUUUUAUAAUUUCACUGCUUUGAAUACAUUUAGUGUUGCUCGAUACUUGUAGCAGGGUGUCUGAUAAUCAACUACUUCUCUUCUGUUAUUGCUGGUCAUUACAGGUAACACAUGGCUUGGGUAAAAUCUACACUGUCUUAUUUUCAGUUUAAGGGAAUGUUAUUGCCAUCUCAUCUUCAGACCUCUGACUUGGUUAAUCAGUGGUCUGUAUAAAAUGUCUUUUUAUACUGUGUCUACUACUGGACAAGCUGAACAUUCAUGUUAUCUGAUCUAUUCUGAUCAUACUUGUCUUGUAGAGAUGGAGCUGUGACUUUCUUUCAGGACUAUUUGUGAUGUUAGCAUGACUGAGAAUCAGUUCAGGAUGUUAAUGCACACAGUUAAAGAAGUGCAUGGCCAAUUCAGAAAAAAAACCUGAGGCAGUCUUCACUGUCUUAAUUUGAACUGCAUGAGCCAGUAGAUCUGCUCAGUUGAGCCACACAUUUUACUCCAUUAUACUUGCGAGAAGGAAAAAUCCCAGUAUGUAUUUAUGAGCCAGCCCAUAUUGAAUAUUUAGUUUUAAAAACUAUAAUUUUGCACAUAUUACUUAACUUGGUUUUAAGGGUUUUUUAUGAUUAGAAUUGUAAUAAUGUACUUGAACCUACUGUACCUUUUCUGUGGCACUUUGAUUCCUUUAUGUAAGCUGUCGGACCAGGCUGGGAAACAAGGCUCGACAUGAUUUAAAAAAUAUAUUAUGUCUUUUUCAGUGUAAUCAUGAGCUCUAAAUUUGCUCUCAACCACAUUUCACUGCAGGCAAUUGCUAUAUCCUGCAAAUAGGUGAAAUAUUAAUUUCACCUGUCAAGAGUCUUAACCACAAACAGGAUAUGUCAUUGAAUGUGUCUCCAGUCAACUUUUUGCACAGGGAAUGUCUUCAUUCUGUUUUUACUUCAUGUCAGACUGUAUUUGUUUCUUCCUUUUUGGUUUUUUUUUAACAAUAAUAAAGCCAUUUGAAAGCUAC
Messenger RNA from Paralichthys olivaceus (Japanese flounder), 2012 nucleotides. Lineage: Eukaryota; Metazoa; Chordata; Actinopteri; Pleuronectiformes; Paralichthyidae. The record is from RefSeq and is a predicted model, not a curated record.